GAAUCUUCCUUCCAUAUUUCUCUGCAGUUCAGAAAAACCCUUUUUUCUUCUUUCAUAGUCUCCUCUUCUUCCAUUUCCAAUACCCAAGAACAAAACUAGGAAGUUAUAUAUAUAUAUAUAGCGCAAUCAGAGCCAUGGCAAAAGUUGGGAAGCUGACAAAGCUCAAGUCUGCAAUUAAAAGAUGGCCAUCUUUAAAGAAGCUCGCCCGCAGCAGCAGUGCCAUAGCGGCUGCAGAACCGGAAGACAAGGCAAUUCCGAAAGAUCUUCAUGCAGUUUACGUUGGAAAGUCGCGGCGGAGGUAUCUGGUAGGGUCUGAGAUCAUCUGUCAUCCUCUGCUACAAGAGCUCAUUGAUCGGUCCUCCGGCGGUGAUGCUAACGAUGAUGAUGCUGGUGAAGUUGUGGUUUCUUGCGAGGUUGUUUUGUUUGAGCACUUGCUUUGGAUGCUUGAGAACGAUGGGGCUCAGUUGGGGUCCAUGGAAGAGCUGGUUGAGUUCUACACCUGCUAACAACGAGGAGAAAAGCUAAAAGCUUUGUCAAAGUUGUAAAAAGAUUUUAGAGGCAUGAAAAAGGAAGGAAAAUAAUAAUGCAAAUUAAGUAGUAGGCAGUUAAUUUUAGUGUUUGUGUGUCCUUCUGGGACGGUGAGUAUUAACCCAUUAGAUUUUACUGCGGGAUGAUGUUGCUCAAGAACUUCAUCAAUUAGAAUAUUUCUUUUCUUUCUGUUCUUUUUCUAAA
Theobroma umbraticum is the source of this 732-nucleotide messenger RNA. Its product is annotated as SAUR-like auxin-responsive protein family. Gene Ontology annotation, biological process: response to auxin. The record is from RefSeq and is a predicted model, not a curated record. Lineage: Eukaryota; Viridiplantae; Streptophyta; Magnoliopsida; Malvales; Malvaceae.